AGGAGGAGGAGAGGAAACAAAAACAAUCGCCCGGGCGCCGCCAUCUUGGGUCCGUUCUCCACGCCACACAAGUGAAUGGGUAGAUAUGAAAUUACCACAGGGGAGCAGCAACGGCAGCAGGGUACGGAGGGCUGUUCCGAGCUGCCAGCUGGACUCGGGGGACUCUAGAGACGGCUCUCGGCGCUGCCACCGCCCAGAGAAAAUCCCCGGGCUCGGCCUUUUCUCCUCGGCAACCCCUAAACUGCACUCCUGGAGGGACAAAGUUGUUCUCAGCCGCGCUGCCUCCGCCGCCCGGGAGACGAGAGAGUUGCGUUCGGCAGCGGCUUCCUCGGAGCCGGGAGUGAGCCGGGGUCAGAGUUAGGGGAGAGGGUGACGAGGGGAUUCCUCCCCCCUCCGCCCUCCGGCCGGGGCUCGCCUGGAGCGCGGUCUGGGAGGCAGGAGGAGAAGAAGACAGCGGGAGCCCGGCAGGCUCUGCCUUCCCACCUCUGCUAUUCCUUAUUCCUUUCUCCUAAAAGGCAAAAAAAAAGAAAAAAGGAGGAAAAGAAAAGCCCAGAAAGAGGCAAGAACUGGAUUGAGACGGGGACACGCGCUGUGCCGAGUCUCCGUUUGAACGGCAGUGGGGCGGGCGGAGGUGCGGCCAGAGAGAAAAUGUGUCGGUGAGGAGUUGCGGAGAGGAGCGUGCAGCCGGCCCCGGAGCCGCCAGCCUGCUUCCCGGAGGAACAGCCCCGCCGCGCCGGCUCGCAGGCAGCCGCUGCAGCCCCCCCGCACGCCUCCUCGCUCCCCGAGAAGCCCGGUUCUCCUGGAAGCACGGCACUCGAGGAAGGAAGAAGGAUUUGCCACAAAGACUAGAUCACCCUCCUCCUCCCCAGCGCCUGGAUACUGCGUUUAUUUUCUUUUCAAUCACUCUUCUGUGUUUAAAUACCAAAUAUAGCCUCUUGUGGGGGGAGGGGAUGGAAAUCUCUUAGAAGAAUUUGAGAUCUUGCCUGGGAUUCCUGAGUGCUGGUGUGGCACAGCCCGGACGGAGGACCGCGGAGACGGGGGACAAGAGGGGACAUGUGCUGACCGGCCGAAGGACUAGAGAUCUGCUACUUUUCGGGAAGCCCGAAGGUAGUUUUCAUCAAGAAACUGACAAAACUUCCUCCCUUCACCCGGAGGCUUUUGAGGUUUGGAACUGAAAUGGAGCUACUUUUCUCCCAAACACUACAUGUUGUAUGAGGGAAGCCGGAACGAAAACAUCGUCUUUGCUGAUCUCGCUAGGACUCCUCGGCGCUCGGCUCCCACGAGGGAUGCUGCACGGAGCUUGGCGUGGAAAAGAGUUGGAGGGGUGCUCAAAGUCUUCGUCGUGUCCAGCAGCUUAAUUCUUGACUUUUUUUUUUUAAAGUGGAUUCGUAGCAUACUUUUAUGAAUUAAAUUUUGCCACCGUUUGUACAGAAGCCAAAUGACACGUGUGUUUUGAAACACGGUUCCAAAUAUAUACAUCCCUCAACCCGGAUUCUCUCUACAAAAGAGAGGGAGAUCGCCUAAAGAAAUCUCAUUUUACUGUUUUAUGAACAUUGCUGCAGAAAUGUUGCUAUAGAUUGCUUUAUAACGGUUCGGCAAGAAGGGAGAUUUUUUUCCAGCUUGCAGGACCUAGGAAACUGGAUACUUAAACUCACUUAAAUGUUUUAACAGCAUUGGAAGAUGGGAGCUGCUACAAAGUUGGCGUUCGCUGUUUUUCUUAUCUCUUGUUCUUCAGGUGCCAUACUUGGCAGAUCAGAAACACAAGAGUGUAUCUACUACAACGCUAAUUGGGAAAAAGACAAAACAAACCGCAGUGGUAUUGAACCGUGUUACGGUGAUAAAGAUAAAAGACGACACUGUUUCGCUACAUGGAAGAACAUUUCUGGAUCAAUUGAAAUUGUGAAGCAAGGUUGCUGGCUGGAUGACAUCAAUUGUUAUGACAGGAAUGAUUGCAUAGAGAAGAAAGACAGCCCUGAAGUGUUUUUCUGUUGUUGUGAAGGCAACAUGUGUAAUGAACGUUUCUUCUAUUUUCCGGAAAUGGAGGUCACGCAACCAACUUCCAAUCCUGUAACACCUAAGCCACCUCUGUUCAAUACCUUGCUUUACUCGUUGGUGCCUAUAAUGGGAAUUGCAGUGAUUGUGCUCUUUUCAUUCUGGAUGUACAGACACCACAAGCUAGCGUAUCCUCCGGUACUCGUACCAACCCAAGAUCCUGGACCACCACCACCUUCACCAUUGAUGGGUUUGAAGCCAUUGCAGUUACUAGAGAUCAAAGCUAGGGGAAGAUUUGGUUGCGUGUGGAAAGCUCAACUACUAAAUGAAUAUGUUGCAGUCAAAAUAUUCCCUAUUCAGGACAAACAGUCAUGGCAGAACGAAUAUGAAAUCUACAGCUUACCUGGAAUGAAGCAUGACAAUAUUUUGCAGUUCAUUGGUGCAGAGAAGCGAGGCACUAGCAUUGAUGUGGACCUCUGGUUAAUUACAGCCUUUCACGAGAAGGGUUCAUUAACAGACUUUCUCAAGGCUAACGUGGUUUCUUGGAACGAGCUGUGUCACAUCGCUCAAACAAUGGCUCGAGGCCUGGCUUAUCUCCACGAGGAUAUACCAGGGCUGAAGGAUGGGCACAAACCUGCCAUUUCCCAUAGGGACAUUAAAAGCAAGAAUGUGCUGCUGAAAAAUAACCUUACAGCUUGUAUUGCUGAUUUUGGACUAGCUUUAAAGUUCGAGGCUGGAAAGUCCGCGGGGGAUACACACGGACAGGUUGGCACACGAAGGUAUAUGGCUCCUGAGGUACUAGAAGGUGCUAUAAACUUCCAGAGGGAUGCAUUCCUGAGGAUAGACAUGUACGCCAUGGGCCUGGUGCUCUGGGAGCUGGCGUCCCGCUGCACCGCCUCGGAUGGCCCAGUGGAUGAGUACAUGUUGCCAUUUGAAGAAGAAAUUGGCCAGCAUCCCUCCCUGGAAGACAUGCAGGAAGUUGUAGUUCAUAAAAAGAAGAGACCUGUUCUAAGAGAGUGUUGGCAGAAACAUUCUGGGAUGGCCAUGCUGUGCGAGACCAUCGAGGAGUGCUGGGAUCACGACGCGGAGGCGCGGCUGUCUGCGGGCUGCGUGGAGGAGCGCAUCAUCCAGAUGCAGAAACUCACUAACAUCAUCACCACAGAGGACAUCGUGACUGUGGUCACAAUGGUGACAAACGUUGACUUCCCUCCCAAAGAGUCCAGCCUAUGAUAGCCGCAGCGCUCGUGUAGCUGACCGCCAGGACUCUCCUCUGGAGCUGCCGGAGCUGCCGGGCCCGCGUCCGCCGGCGCCGCCUCCCGGGCGCACGCAGCGGUGAGUGUCUCUCUGCCUGCGGGAAGCCUCUGCGGAGCGCCGGCCAGGGCUGUUUCACCCGUCCUUCCCCCUCCCCGCCUCCCCCCGGCCCCUGGGUCCGUGGGCCUUUCUGCAUUCCCUGCCGGGACUUGGGGAACGGAGCCGGGACGGAGCCGGCCCGGCACGCGGAGCGUCUGAAAAACUGACACCGGAUUUCUUAGUGACCCUGUCAGAAGAGACUUUUUAAUUCCUUUCAGUGAACUGCUGGCAUUUUGUUUUUUUAAAUCAAACAUUUCAUUUCAGAUUCAAAACAAAAACACACACACAAAAAGAAAAGGGUGACUCGUUUUUAUUGCAUUUGCUGUUGUUUAUAAAGAAAUGACUAUUGUAAUGCCAAUAUGACACAGCUUGUGAAUGUUUAGUGUGCUGCUGUUCGGUGUACAGAAACAAACAAGUAAUCGAGUGGGAUAGAGCAAAAGAGGCUUCCAAGUAUUACUUCACCUCCCUCAACAAGGUAUACCUCAGUUCCACCUCCGCUGAACCAUGCCGUUGACGACACUAACGCGACUGGAGUUGAUGAAUCGGUCCGUGUUUUUGUAAAUGAUGUACUUCAGAUUCACUGUGUUAUUUAAAAAGGGUAAGCUAUGCUUCAUGCCAACAGUAAAUGGCCAUUCCUAAAGCAGUGUUUUUAGCCUUUUCUUGUACUAGCUUGUUGUGUAUAAAGACAAAAAAGAGCGCUGUUCAUCCAAACAAACCUUUUCCUUCCUGCUUUAGUUGGAAGCUUUUCUCUCCCCUCCGUUGCCCAGCGUAGCUCGUACCUUUAUUUAACUGAAUCCUAUUUAGGUUUGCUGUGUCUGAGGAAUAUUGGAAAGCUAAAGCAUGACUUUUUUGGGGUUUUUUUUAAGUUUCUGUGAGCUGUGACACUGGAAAGCUCUGAGUUCUUGUUCUUUUUUUUUCCUCCUGAAAGAAGUCUUUCCUCCUAUUUAUGUCUGUGAAGAGCUGUGCCUCACGCCCCUUCCCUGCCGCUGAAGGGCUGCGGGGCGGGCUGGCACCCGUUCAGGAUCACCUCAGGUAGCUCAGUCAGCCCCGUUCCCCAUCCCCUCUGUGCUUUGGGACGGCUGCGCUGCCACAGGCCCGUCCUGCCCUCCCACGGAAGGCUCCAGCCACAGGUUCCACAUCAUGAACACUCACAGGUGUCAGGGGUAGCUGAGUUCCGCUCACAGCUCCACACGUGCGGUGACCAGGGAGAGGAAACAAACGCCAACGGCCCGAGCCCCGACUCGGACAGCGAGGAGACGCCUGGAAAUGGCUUUCCCAGCCCCACCACUGGAGUUGAGGCAGCCAGGCCUUAGGUGCAGACAGGCUGGUACCCAGGUGCCAAAGCUCUUUUCCGUAGGGCUCUUUCCCUACCUUGAUUUGAUCCUUUACACAACCUUCCACAGAUUCCAUCUGCCUGUGGCACAGAACCAGCGGCGGCUCUGCCCAAACGCCCUCCCUGCCCUGUCUUUGGAAAAGCAGCUUGGAAUGGUUUAAAUGAACCCUGAAGGGCUCUCACACAGCCCCAGCAUCCUCCAGCUUGCACGUGGCCUCGAUCUGUGUGUGGUGGAUGGAGCUGACGGUGGUCGGCGUGCUCGUGGCAGGGAGCAGCCGGGCUCUGGGCAGCCCAGAGAAGCUGCUGCCAGGGGUGCAGCAACGCUCAGCGGGGCUGGGAGAAGAAAUAACUGGAGUUUGUGGCCACUUUUGCAAUUGGCAAUUUCAUUUUGCUGGUUUUCGGUCCAGGGACAAGACUUGACAGGACACCAAUGAAGCAGCUGAGUCCUUGAACAAAUGAGAAUCCAUUUGUAGGUCACUGGAGGCCUCUGUGCUCCCAGGGAGCCUCAACCCCUUCACUAGCAGAAGCGGAGUAAAUACAGAUGGUGUAAUAACGUGUUAUCUGAGAUCUGAUGCAAAACUGUGUAGGGUGUGCAUCACCUGUGUGUUACCCUUUAAACUUCAGCCCCUGCUGUGUCUGGCAGCAGAGCAGUGGGGCUGGGGCAUCGCUCGGUGCCUCACGCUGCAGCUGCCCCUGAGCUUAACCCCACAGCAGCUGAGCUGCCACAAUCUAGCUUCCUGUCUUAAAACUGCCCUGGGGUAGCCCCCUGGUUUGAGUGGUGUUCUCCUCCCACAUUCCUGGGUUUUAACAGCGUGAUUUUGUGUCCCUGGGAGAAGGAUGUUCAUAGUACAGACGCCUUUCCAUUGCUAAAGGGGAUGUCAAAGAGAAUGUCCCUGGAGCUGUGGGGCAGGAGGGUUCUUGUGGGGAGCCUCAAGUGCCCUUUUGGCCUAGUCCCAGAGUACAAGAUGCCUGAGGUGGGGGUACAGGGCAGGGUCUCUGCCCACCCUGGGGCCUGAGCGAGGGACAGGGCCCCUGCCCACCCUGGGGCCCUUUGUGGCCAUGUGGCCUCCUACCCUGUGGCUCCUGGCCCACCCCUCUUCACUCUGAGCUAAUUCUAUUGACCGCAGCCCGUCCCUGGGACACCCCUGAGCGCCUCGGGGGGCCUGGCCAGCCGCUUCAGCUGUGUCCGAGGGUGAGGAGGUUGGAGGUUCGGUGGGGCCAUGGGGCUGAUCCCUGCUGGGGGCAACAGGACCCUGCGCUGCCAGGGGGGAGGAAGCCCCCGCGGUUCCCUCUCUGGGGGUGAGUGGACCCUCCCCAGGCAGGGUGAGGCUGCUGUGGGGCAGCAGGAGGGGGGCUCCCCGCGCUGUGUGUGCAGCUGCCCUUGGUAACAGGCUUUGCUUGGUGAGCAGCCGGCACAGGCGCAGGAGGCUGCGGUUGUGGGGCAGCAGGAGGCACGUAGCGUCCCUGCUGGAACAUCGUUUACCUCAGAUACUCAACCAGCAGUACUUUUGGGGUGGGUUUUCUUUCCCUCUCUUUAUUUUCGACGCCGUUUCAGUCCAUCUCCUGUUCGUUACCUCUCCAGAUUUUGGUAAGCAAUGAUUUGAACUUUACUCUUUGUAUUUGUCAGUGUUUUUGGGCACAGGUUGUUGUACUACUGUCAGAAGGUACUUGCUGUUUUUCUGCAAGUGCCAUCAACCAACCAACCCCCUCCUCGCCCUCCCAGUGAUUGUUAAAUAUUGUACAAAUUAAAAUGUAUACUCUUGCUCCCCUCUAUCCCCAAAAAGUUACAAUAAAAAAAUGUGACUACUACGA
Colius striatus (speckled mousebird) is the source of this 6487-nucleotide messenger RNA. RefSeq names its product activin A receptor type 2A (gene ACVR2A). The record is from RefSeq and is a predicted model, not a curated record. Bases 1681 to 3222 code for a protein of 513 amino acids. NCBI's taxonomy places the organism in Eukaryota, Metazoa, Chordata, Aves, Coliiformes, Coliidae. Gene Ontology annotation, biological process: protein phosphorylation; activin receptor signaling pathway; cellular response to growth factor stimulus. Gene Ontology annotation, molecular function: ATP binding; activin receptor activity; activin binding. The transcript has 12 exons. Gene Ontology annotation, cellular component: plasma membrane; activin receptor complex.